Molecule: messenger RNA, 1755 nt
Organism: Penicillium paradoxum
Lineage: Eukaryota; Fungi; Ascomycota; Eurotiomycetes; Eurotiales; Aspergillaceae
Gene: rcoA
Exons: 8
Coding region: 1-1755 (584 amino acids)
Molecular function (GO): protein binding
Source: RefSeq, a predicted model, not a curated record
AUGUACAACGCUCAUCGCGGCAUGGUGCCUGCCCCCAACUCCCGUCUGACGGAGCUAUUGGAUCAACUGCGCCAGGAGUUCGAAAGCCAGUCGCGCAACACCGGUGAAUUCGAACAUCAGUUGACUGGUCAACUCCAAGAGAUGGAGAUGAUCCGUCAAAAGGUCUAUCAAUUGGAACAGGCUCAGAUCAAGAUCAAGCAAGACUACGAAGCCGAAAUCCGAAUGCUGCGACACGAACUUGAGUCGCGCGGCGUGCAAACCAUCCCUUCCCACAUCGGCGGACCCGCUGCGGCUCACACGGCUCCUUCUCAGGCUCCUCCACCCGCAUUGGGCCACGGUCCCAGCAAUCUGUUUGGUGGUAUCAUGACCAACGCUCCAGGUAGUGGCCCCGGUCUUGCCCCUCCCCCUCCCCAGGAUCAGCAGCCUCCCCAGCAUGCCCUUCAACAGCCUGCUUCGGUCGCCCAACCCGGCGCGCCGCAACCGCCGCAGAGCUCCUUUGGAGGAUAUCAAGCUGGCGCUGCUGUGAACGGCUACGGACCGCCUCCACCUCCCACUGCCUCCCCGGGGCCCGGCAAGGGCCGUGGUCGUGUUCCUCCGGGCCCGGCUACCCCCCAGCAAACCCACAUUGCUUACCCGGAUCCUCGCGCGUCGCCUCAAAUCCCCCGCCCUACCCCUCCGAACCCUCCUAUCGGCGGCGGCCGCACAGCCGAACGCCCGGGAAACAUGUUGGCCAACUGGAACCCAGAUGAUUUGCCUCCUUCGCAAAAGCGGGAGGGCUCUGACUGGUACGCGGUGUUCAACCCCGAGGUCCAGCGUGUCCUUGAUGUGGAACUGGUGCAUCAUUUGAACCAUGACAGUGUGGUUUGCUGUGUGCGCUUCAGCCGCGAUGGCAAAUAUCUAGCUACGGGCUGCAACCGCUCAGCUCAAAUCUUCGACGUCACUACUGGCCAGAACGUGGCUACUCUCCAGGACGAAAAUGUGGACAAAGACGGCGAUCUUUACAUUCGCAGUGUUUGUUUCAGUCCAGAUGGCAAGUACCUUGCGACUGGUGCCGAGGAUAAGCAGAUUCGAGUUUGGGAUAUCAACCAGCGCACCAUCAAGCAUAUUUUCAGUGGACACGAGCAGGAUAUCUACUCCUUGGACUUUGCGGGCAACGGCCGCUUCAUCGCUUCCGGAAGUGGAGAUAAGACCGUGCGCCUGUGGGAUAUUCUCGAUGGCAAACUUGUCUACACUCUUAGCAUUGAGGAUGGUGUCACUACUGUGGCCAUGUCUCCGGACGGCCGUUACGUGGCUGCUGGUUCAUUGGACAAGAGCGUGCGCGUCUGGGAUACGACCACUGGAUACCUGGUGGAGCGUCUGGAGAACCCCGAUGGCCACAAGGACAGCGUGUAUUCAGUUGCAUUCGCGCCCAACGGCCGUGACCUUGUCAGUGGCAGUCUGGACAAGACGAUCAAGCUCUGGGAGCUUACCGUCCCCGAGGCAUGCACCCUCACAGUGCCGUCAAGGGUGGCAAGUGCAUUCGACUUUGUUCUCAGCGUUUGUCUGACACCUGACGGUGCUUGGGUGAUGAGUGGUUCUAAAGACCGCGGUGUGCAGUUCUGGGAUCCAGUGACUGGAAAUGCCCAGAUGAUGCUCCAGGGUCACAAGAACUCCGUCAUCUCGGUUGCGCCCAGCCCCACUGGCAACCUGUUCGCGACUGGUAGUGGAGACAUGCGUGCACGAAUCUGGAGAUACUCACCGUACACUGGACGAUGA